This is a messenger RNA of Alternaria atra, 966 nucleotides long. RefSeq lists its product as uncharacterized. The coding region runs from base 1 to 966 and encodes 321 amino acids. The record is from RefSeq and is a predicted model, not a curated record. NCBI's taxonomy places the organism in Eukaryota, Fungi, Ascomycota, Dothideomycetes, Pleosporales, Pleosporaceae. Gene Ontology annotation, molecular function: ATP binding; cyclin-dependent protein serine/threonine kinase activity. Gene Ontology annotation, cellular component: nucleus. The transcript has a single exon. Gene Ontology annotation, biological process: protein phosphorylation; regulation of mitotic cell cycle.
AUGGACUACAACCAAGACGGCUUUCCCAUCACCGCACUACGAGAAAUCUCCAUCCUGCAACGCUGUAAACAUACCAAUAUCGUCGACCUCCUGGAAGUUUUGUCCGGGGACGACCCCCAAGAAUGUGUUCUGGUUAUGGAAUUCUUCGAACAUGACCUCAAGACGCUACAGGAAGAUAUGAGUGAGCCCUUUAUGGCGAGUGAAGUCAAGACGCUACUGCGGCAACUGGUUUCUGGGGUUGGAUUUCUGCACGAGAACUUCAUCAUGCAUCGCGAUCUCAAAACAUCGAAUAUCCUACUCAACAACCGUGGCCAGCUGAAGCUCGCUGACUUUGGUAUGGCGCGAUAUAUCCCGCCUGCGAAUGCACCUCUUACACAGCUGGUCGUCACGCUAUGGUACCGCGCACCCGAACUCUUGCUAGGCACAAGAGAUUAUGGAACGGAGGUCGAUAUGUGGAGCGUAGGCUGUAUAUUCGGUGAACUACUUGCAAAAGAGCCGUUACUGCAAGGUAAGAACGAGGUCGAUGAGCUCUCGCUCAUCUUCUCUCUCUGUGGCCUCCCCUCCGAGAAGACGUGGCCACAAUUCUACCGCCUGCCCAACUCCAAAUCAUUGAAAUUACCGCGCGACCACCGUAAUAUCUCAGGCUUCAACCGUGCGAAAUUUCCCUUUCUAACGGCAUCCGGAAUCGAGCUCCUGUCUUCCCUAUUAUCGCUGAACCCCGACCAUAGGCCUACAGCAAAAGAAGUACUAGAACAUCCCUACUUCAAGGAGCAGCCCAAACCGAAACCGACCGAGAUGUUUCCCACGUUUCCGAGUAAGGCAGGACAGGAGAGGAGGAGAAAGAAAAGUCCGAAUGCGCCGAAGAGGGGAGAAGCGCCAGGGCAGGGAAUUUUGGACUUUAGUAGCAUCUUCAAAGGGCGAGAGGAGGAAGAGAAGGGAGCAGGUUUUCAGUUGAAGAUGACUUGA